UCCAGGUCAUUUCCAGCAAUUAUCUUCGCGUCCGCUGAUUGGUGGAGCUCUGUCCUUCUCGGCUUACAAGAGCUGACCCUGGCUGACGCGCGGGGCACCGACUGCCGGCGGGAGGCUGCCGCUAAAGGGUCUCGGCGACUUUCUUCCUGCACCAAGUUUCAGUUCCGAGGUCUAAAAUCCAGACGCAAAAUGGUUGCCUCCUCUCUGGCUUUCGUGAGAGCGAGCGGGCUUUGCCAGGGGGGCCUGAGGCGCUGGGCGAGGCUGUCAGGGUCCGCAAAGCUCCGGAUGGGAGGCCAGAUCACUCGGACCCCUGCCCGGACUGCGGCCACGGUGGUGGUGGAGCCCGCGGGCCGCGUGUGCUGGGACGAGCCGGUGCGCAUCGCCGUGCACGGCCUGGCCCCCGAGCAGCCCGUGGCGCUGCGCGCGUCCCUGCGCGACGAGAAGGGCGCGCUCUUCCGGGCCCACGCGCGCUACCGCGCCGACGCCCGCGGCCAGCUGGACCUGCAGCGCGCGCCCGCGCUGGGCGGCAGCUUCGCGGGGCUCGAGCCCAUGGGGCUCGUCUGGGCCCUGCAGCCCGACAGGCCCUUCUGGCGCUUGCUCAAGCGGGACGUGCAGACGCCCUUGCUGCUGGAGCUGGAGGUGCUGGACGGCCGCGAGCCCGCCGGGCCCGGCGAGCCCGAGGGCGGGCGCGUGCUGGCGCGGGCGGUGCACGAGCGGCACUUCAUGGCGGCCGGGGUGCGGCGGGUGCCGGUGCGCGAGGGCCGGGUGCGGGCCACCCUCUUCCUGCCGCCAGGCCAUGGACCUUUCCCAGGGAUCAUUGACAUCUUUGGACUUGGAGUGGGCCUGUUGGAAUAUCGAGCUAGCCUUCUGGCUGGCCAUGGCUUUGCCACAUUGGCUGUGGCUUUUUCUAACUUUGAGGACCUCCCCAAGGAUUUUCAUUGCUUAUCGUUGGACUACUUUGAAGAAGCCCUGUGCUACAUGCUCCAACACCCCCAGGUGUGCCGCCUGCUUUUUAUUGAACUAGUCUCUAGGAAUCUCUCCAUGAAGGGCGUUACUUGUACCAGGUGCACUAAAGCUGCUCUUUUUCCUUUUCCCCAUACAUUUCUUUUGGAGAUUUCCUUAGUUUCAGCCAUCUAAUAGUUCCCUCUAUCAAAUGGAUCCAUGUUGUAGAAUGAAUUGUAAAACUGAUGCCAAAUCUCAAUAACAUUGGGAUUUCUCUUGUAAUACAAAUGAUGA
This is a messenger RNA of Dipodomys ordii (Ord's kangaroo rat), 1236 nucleotides long. RefSeq names its product acyl-coenzyme A thioesterase 4-like. The record is from RefSeq and is a predicted model, not a curated record. Gene Ontology annotation, cellular component: peroxisome. The transcript is spliced from 3 exons. Gene Ontology annotation, biological process: fatty acid metabolic process; acyl-CoA metabolic process. Gene Ontology annotation, molecular function: fatty acyl-CoA hydrolase activity. Bases 190 to 1137 code for a protein of 315 amino acids. Lineage: Eukaryota; Metazoa; Chordata; Mammalia; Rodentia; Heteromyidae.